Messenger RNA from Cannabis sativa, 1907 nucleotides. RefSeq names its product nonsense-mediated mRNA decay protein 2-like. Lineage: Eukaryota; Viridiplantae; Streptophyta; Magnoliopsida; Rosales; Cannabaceae. The transcript is spliced from 3 exons. Bases 65 to 1039 code for a protein of 324 amino acids. The record is from RefSeq and is a predicted model, not a curated record.
AGAUGUUGUGGAUAGUGGUCGAUAUAAUGAAUUUGGGUGGGGCAAGCAUUGUUUUGAUAUCACUAUGCAUUCUUUGAAGGGUAAGGUAGAUUCUGGUUAUAAGAGGGUAGUUCGUAGUGACGAGGAUGGUGGGUAUUACAGGUUAUUGGGUUUUCCUUUGGCUAUUCAAUUCUGGUUUUUCGAGUGUUGCCCGUAUGUUAUUGGGAAACUAUCCUUGUACUCAAAUGUUGGCAUUCCAAGGAUUUUGAAUUGGCCUAAAUUACCCAAGGACAAGGAGGGUAUGGUGAAAAUGGAUGUCAUGAACACCCUCAUUUUCGAUCGGUCUUUGAAAGAGUUAAAAUUAAGAAACCUCACUCCAACUUCCGUUGAGAGAUUGAGUUUGAGCCUCACUGAUUUUUUCUCUGGUGAGACUACUCCCGAGGCUGUGAAAUUCAAAAUUAAAGGUGGUUCCAAGCCUGCUGGUCAACCUGGCUUGAUGGGUUCUUCUUCAUCAACUGCUCAUGAGAAUGUCUCCCGAGUUGAGUUUGAGGAAUUUAAAAAGUGUUUAUCUGUUGUUGUCAGCCAGCAAGGGAUUCUUAUGAAAUCUGUUGCUGAGAUGAACAAGAAGCUGGACAUUCUUAUUGAGUCAUCCCAAGGUGGUCCCACUCACAAUGGAUCUCAGUCUGAAGAUGCUCUUCGUACUUCAGAAAAUGAGGAUGAUGAAGAUUCCACUUCGGAGGAAGACGAGGAUGAUAAAUUCGACGAUGACAAAGGAGAUGAUCAUCAUGACGAUGAAACUGAUGAUGUUGAUGAUGAUCUGGGUGGAGAUGGUGUUGGUGCUGGUCAGGAUGAGGCUCACACGGGCGAUGUUCGUAACGAUGAGGGUGUUGUUGUCCCCGCGGUUGUUUCGAGGGAUGAUGAUACCGGCAAGGUCGAUGAUGCCAAGAAUUCUGACCCUGUGGAACAUAUUGCAGAGAUCAAACAGGUGUGUUUCUUGUUUGGACAUCAUUUUUGGUUUGUGCUUUUUUUUGUGUGUUUCUGUGUUUUGUGUUUGUUUUAAUAGUGUUUUACUGUUUUUUUUGUUAUCAGCCUGAUCAGUCUCAAGGUGGGGAGGAGAACAUUGAUGUUGAUGCAACAAUUGCAAAACCCACAAAACAAUCGCAGAAAACGAGACCCAAAUCAAAAAUGGGUAAAAAAAAUCUGAAAGAGAACCCUCCUAGCCCCACUUCCCCUUCUGUUAAAAGAAAAACCAUUGCUGGACCUUCAAAGAACACUCGAGGAAAAAGACCUCGAACUGUUGUUGAAAAUUCAGACUCAGAUUUUGAGUUGGAUUCUGAAUUUCUUAAGUCGCCUGUUUCUGUUAAGGUAUUUUACUAUUUAUCUGUUGUUGUUUUUGAGGUUUUUUGUUUUUUUGUUAAAUUCGAUAUUUGAGGUUCAUAUAUCUGGGUAUUUGUUUGUUUUUGUUUAUGUAUUUGUAAUUGUUUUAUAUAUAUUGUUCGAUUUAUUUAUGUGUUUUUGUUAAUUUUUUAUUUGUUGUUUUGUUGGUGUUGUUAUUUUUUAUUUUAGGGCAAGGGUAAAUCCCCUGUGAAGGUGUUGCCAUCAUCAGGUGUUUCUGAAGAAAUUCCUGUUAAUAGGAUUGUUGAGGUUUGUCAUGUUAUGCAUUCUGUUCUAUGUUUUUUUGUUGUUUUUUUGUUGUUGUUAUUUUCGUAGUGUUUUUUGGUGUUUUAUCAGUGUUUUCAUUGUUCUGUUUUUUAGGAUUGGGAAUGCAAGUACACUCGAUCUCAAUUUUAUCAUUCUAGAGUAGUAACAUCUGGUUAUUACUCUGUACUUGGUGACAUUAAGAGAAUUUUAACUGAAAGCCAAUUGGAAAUUUUUUCAAAAUCUGUGUUUGGUUAUUUUCUUCGAAUUCCUGAGUACAUAAUUCAUUA